GCGGGCGGGCAGCGCUUGGCGGUUUCAGAUCUUCCGAGCCUGUCGCUAGAUGGGACGUUUCAUCCACACGCCGGCUGCCUGCACGUUCUGCCGGUUCUCCUCGGAAGACGUAGGAAAGUCAUUAUCUUGAGGAGUGGCAAGGAGUUUUACGUAUAGAUUUGUGUUAUCUUGUCACAAGUCAUCCCCAGCCUAGAGCCACCGGCGGGCUCGCGUAAGGAUUGCUGCCGCGAGCCCGCGCCUAGGCCCCGGCCUGUGGGCACCGACCCUAUCGGAAGAGCAGCUACUCGCAUGCAGGGCACGUACAGUUCACCGUAAGAGAAAGAGAGAACAGAAACAAAUCCUGGGUAUAAAAACAUAAAGGAGAUUUCAAAUACAAAGUCAUGGAGGGGCAGAGGAAUGAGGCUUCGGGUUCUUCCCGGAGCAAGGAGAAGUCCGGCAAGGCAAAGAAGAGCCUGGACGAAGGAGAGAAGAAAACCAAGUUUAAAUUUAAGAAGCUGAUCCCCGAUGAGCUGGAGCGAUUCACGAGUAUACGAAAGAAGGAAAAAGAGAAACCCACUGUUCAUAUGAAACACCCACCAAUGCCAAUUUAUGAACCCCAUUCUUCUCCACUGACAGACCUCACUGAUAAAGCGGUGCUGGAUCUGUUUGAGCAGAUGUUGCUUGACAUGAAUUUGAAUGAAGAAAAACAACAGCCAUUGAGAAAAAAAGAUUUAUCGAUAAAGAGAGAAAUGGUUUCACAGUACCUUCACACUUCCCAUGCUGGGCAAAAUAAGAAGGAAAGUUCGAGAUCAGCAGUGAUGUACAUUCAAGACUUGAAGUCAGGAAUACGAGAACACCAGUUGCUCAGUUGUUUGGAGUCCUUGCGAGUUUCUCUCAGCAAUAACCCAGUCAGUUGGGUGCAGAACUUUGGUGCAGAAGGAUUAGCAGGACUGUUGGAAAUACUAAAAGGAUUGCAAGAUGAACAAAUCGAUCUUUCAAGCAGUGUGAACUGCAAGAUUCAACACGAAAUUAUUAGGUGCCUAAAAGCUUUCAUGAACAACAAGCAUGGGAUAAAAAUGAUGUUGGAAUCAGCAGAUGGAGUUCUGUUGUUGGUGAAAGUUGUCGAUCCUAGUGCUCCAGCCAUGAUGAUCGAUGCUGUCAGGCUCCUGUCUGCCAUCUGUAUCCUGCAGAAUCCUAACAACAUGCACGAGAAAGUAUUGGAAGCAUUAACAGAGAAAGCGGAGCAAGAGGAUAGUGAACGGUUCAAAGCACUGUUGAAUGGAUUGAAGGCUGAACAAAGUAUACCACUGAAGGUGGCGUGCAUGCAGUUCGUUAAUGCCCUCAUAAUUCCUGCUGAAGAACUUGACUUCAGAGUUCACUUGCGGAGCGAGUUCAUGCGUUUAGGUCUCAAUCAAAUCUUGCCGAAACUGAGAAAAAUUGAAAACGAGGAACUUAAUGUACAGCUGAAUGUUUUUGAUGAACAUGCGGAGGGAGAUACAGAUGAUUUGAAGAACCGUCUGGAUGAUAUUCGGAUAGAGAUGGAAGAUACGAGUGAAAUCUUCCAGAUGCUCCUGAACACCGUGAAGGACUCCAAAGCAGAGCAAUACUUCCUGUCUAUACUUCAGCAUUUUCUUCUGAUUCGUAAUGAUUACCAAGCCAGGCCACAGUAUUACAAGCUUUUAGAAGAAUGCGUGUCUCAAAUAGUCCUGCAAAAAAAUGGAUGUGACCCAGACUUCAAGUGCAGAAAAAUUACUCUGGAUACGGACCAUUUAAUAGAUAACAUGAUUGACAAAACCAAGGUGAGGAUCAGCGAAACCAAAGCUGCAGAACUGGAAAAAAAGCUUGAUUUGGAGCUGACUACUCGACAUGAACUUCAGGUGGAAAUUAGGAAAAAAGAGACUGAUUUUGAAUCAAAGCUCUCUGAACUUCAAACAAAGCUACAGAUGCUGGAGACGGAUAAAACUGAGGUGGUAACCGAUAACAAGAAGCUGCUGAACGAAAUUAAUCAGCUAAAGGAUGAGAUCACACAAUUAUCUAAGGACCUGGAAGAUGCAAAGACAAAGUUGGCCAACAUUCCAAAAGAAUCUCCAGUUCAAGUUAAUGUCCCACCACCACCACCUCCUUUACCAGGUCAAGAUCCAUCAUAUCAGCUUUCAGGACAAGUGGGAAUACCUCCACCUCCUCCAUUGCCAGGACAAGUGGGAAUACCUCCACCUCCUCCUCCAUUGCCAGGACAAGUGGGAAUACCUCCACCUCCUCCUCCAUUGCCAGGACAAAUGGGAAUACCUCCACCUCCUCCGCUGCCAGGACAAAUGGGAAUACCACCACCGCCUCCACUACCAGGUCAAGGAGCACCUCCACCACCACCACCACCACUCCCAGGUCAAGGAGGACCUCCACCACCACCUCCACUCCCAGGUCAAGGAGGACCUCCACCACCGCCUCCACUAUUAGGUUUCGGUGGACCUCCACCACCUCCAGGAUUCCAUGGCUUUGCCAAUGUUCCAGUGGUCGCAGCAUUACCCUUUGGGUUGGAACCUAAAAAGGAGUACAAGCCAGAAGUUCAACUCAAAAGGGCAAACUGGCCAAAACUUCUGCCUAAAGAUUUGAAUGAAAAGUGUUUCUGGGUCAAUGUGAAGGAGGACAAGUAUGAGACUAAGGAACUGUUCGCGAAACUCACUCUUACAUUCUCUGCCCAGACAAAGUCUAGUAAAGCUAAAAAGGAACAACAAGACACAGAUGAGAAAAAAACAACACAAAAGAAAAAAGUUAAAGAACUUAAAGUAUUGGAUGGCAAAACAGCUCAGAAUUUGUCUAUAUUCUUGGGUUCUCACCGCUUGCCAUAUGAAGAAAUAAAAAGAAUGAUUCUUGAGGUGGAUGAGAAGCGUCUUACAGAAUCACUGAUCCAAAACCUUGUGAAGCAGCUUCCAUCGCAGGAGCAGUUGAAUGCUUUACUUGAGUUGAAAGAGGAAUACAAUGAUCUCUCAGAACCAGAGCAGUUUAUCGUAAUAUUGAGCUCCGUGCCCCGCCUGGAGGCUCGACUGAACGCCAUACAAUUUCAGCUGCAGUUUGAAGAACAAGUUAACAACCUCAAACCAGACAUUGUGUCGGUGAAAGCGGCCUGUGAGGAAGUGAGGUCCAGUGAAAAUUUUUCCAAGCUAAUGGAAAUCGUCCUUUUGGUGGGGAACUUCAUGAAUGCAGGGUCACGGAAUGCUGGAGCAUAUGGAUUCAACAUUAGUUUCCUUUGCAAAUUAAAAGAUACAAAAUCAUCUGAUCAGAAGAUGACACUGAUGCACUUUUUAGCAGAAACCUGUGAAGAGCAGUACCCCGAGGUUAUUCACUUCACUGAGGAUCUAAACCAUGUGGAAAAAGCAAGCCGAGUUUCGGCAGAAUUACUGCAGAAGAAUGUGGAACAAAUGGGGAAACAGAUUGCUAGACUGCAAAAGGACAUUGAUAGCUUCCCACAAUCCAACGACAAUCAAGACAAGUUUGUCGAGAAAAUGACAAGUUUCAUAACAGGAGCAAGGGAACAGUUCGAAAAAUUAACAGAUAUUCAUAAAACAAUGGAGGAGGACUUUGAAGAGCUUGGACGUUACUUUGUCUUUGAUUCCAAGAAAACAUCUGUUGAAGAGUUCUUUGGUGAUCUGAGCAACUUCAAGAGUAUGUUUUCGCAAUCAGUUGCAGAGAACAAGAAACGGAAAGAGGCAGAAGAGAAAAUCAAAAAAGCUAAACUUGCCAAAGAGAAAGCAGAGAAGGACAGACAAGAGAAACUAAAGAAGAAUUCUAUCAUUGACAUAAAUUCAGAGGGUGAUGAGACGGGCGUGAUGGACAGUCUAAUGGAAGCCCUUCAAUCUGGAGCAGCCUUCAGGCGAAAGAGAGGUCCACGGCAAGCAGACUCAAUGCUGUCUCUCUCUGAUAUCAGUGACGACAGUGACCUGCCAAUCGAAGAGGCAAUGCCAUGACAUCUGUUCUUGCCAAAGAGCUCACAGGGGAUGAUGCUAUUGGUCAGAUUGUGACUAAGAAGCCGAAGAUAGCGACAGAAGACAAAAAUGCCGCGGUACCAAUGGAACAAGGCGAGAUGCUGGAAGACAUUCUCACUCGCUCCAAUUAAACCCAUAGGAAGUAUCUGGAAUUUACAAUGCAGUGCCAUGAAGCCAAUUUUUUUUUUUUUGGUAUGAUGCUUGUUUAAACUCUGAACCCUGAAUGUGCUACAGUUGAAUUCUUUUUCUAGACUACUUUUAUCUCAUCUGAAAAAAUUUGCACUGGCCUGAGAGUGCACAAGUGUUUUUCUUUCUUUAUGUUGGGAAGAGCACAGAAUAAUGUCAAUGCAUAAUUACAUGUUCCAGUAUUGGUUUUGACAAUGCUGCAGUGCAGAUUUUUGUCUUGAGGAGGUGGUCUUAACAUAUGCAGGCUGCCUGUGAUUAUUUUCUAUUCUCUCACAUUAUAAACAUAUCAAUUAAUUUCCAUCAUCGAUGGGUUAUAUUCUUGACUAGUUACUGAGAUUUUAAAAUAUAUAUAUAUAUUUGCACACCAACCUCAGGCCACUUAAAAGUUACUUGCUAGGUCUUGUUAUGCACAUCAUUAUUAAUAUUGUACAGUAUUCUGCUCAGAUUUGUGGGUGAUUCUUGUACCAUAGAACACGUAGCAAUGAAUGUCCUACACAGUGUAAGUGCUGAUGAUGCAACAAAGUGCGAAUCAGUGGGUUAACUCAUAUAUAUACGUUAAAACAAAACAGCUAAGAUGCUUUUAAUAUUGAAGACAGUCAGAAUGUUACACAGUAGGAAUCAAUUAAGUGAUUUUCAAAAGUAAGCUAGAAAGUCUUUUUGUUUUGAGUAUUACUGCCUCUUCAUUAUCCCUUCCUGUUAUAUAUUUUCCCUCACUCAAAUGUUUAGCAUAGUGGGCCAGGCAUAUCAGAAAUCGAAGAUUGCGUAUCACUUUUGCUCCUUGCCUUGCACAGAACUGCUUGUUACGCAGCAACGGGGUGGUUUCCACCAUAGAUAGACACAAAGUGCUGGAGUAACUCAGCGGGUCAGGCAGCAUCUCUGAAGAAAAAGGCUGGGUAAUGUUUCGACCCAUCCAGUCUGAAAAGGGCCACAACCGAAACAUCACCAGCCUUUUCCCCAGAGAUGCUGCAUGAUCCGCUGAGUUACUCCAGCACUUUGUGUCUAUUUUUGGUAUAAAUAAACUACCAUCUGCAGUUUUGUGUUUCUACUGGUUUUCACCAUACUCGGGAUGACAAGUUGGGAAUGUCACUAUUGAAAGAAGGAGAGAUAAUAAAUGUCCUAGUGCCAAAGGGAGAGAUACUGCCUUGGAACUCAAUAGUUAAAUCAUAAUCACCUAGUUUAAGCAAGUUAUUUGAAAUCCUUUUUGAGUGACCCUCUUCACGAAGUUUAACUUUAAUAAUCCAAGCGUUAGUUUCCUCCAGAUAUCCUUCUUGUAUCUCUUUGGGGUAGAAAUCCAAAGUACUAAUAUUCCCAUGCCUCUACAGGACUAUUAUAUUCCAAUGCGCAUUCUUCUAUUAGUUUCCUCUAUAUGAAAAUUAAAAUAAUGAGUAUGAUUUAUGCCACAUUGCUGGAUUUGUUAUGCUUAGCAUGAAUAGCCUCUUUUAUAUUUUGCCAAGUUUGAAAAGUUUCAUAUUGAAUGAGGAUUGUUUACACAAAUUGUAAAUGUUAAUUCAACAUCUGUUUUUAAGCCACAAUUGUCAGACUAUCUGCAAAGAUCGCAUUUCCGCCGCAAGACCCAUGACCUCAUGCCUCCCUCCAUGGACAGAAACCUUAAAUUCACACUUUGCGUGAUUCCUGAUCGUAAGGAAAUGAUGCAGCAAAAUUCUGCUUCAUAAAAUCCUGUGUAUUAGAAAGUGGGGAAAAGAAACUGGAACUGUAGGAAGCUGACCUAAAUGUUAUAUUUAAUUAUUUGACAAAAAUAUUAUUAUCACUGGGUGUUUUUUUUUUUUCGAUGGAUGUUCUCAUUUAUAUCCUUUCCAAUUGAGAUUGGUGUUUAACCCAUGCAAAUUGCACAGUUCUAAGGAAUAAGUGGCUGCUAAUUCUUUCGAUGGCUUUGAAGUCCCAAUUGGAAUAAUGCACUGGCGUAUCUAUUCUGGAUUAAUCCCUGCUGAGAUCCAUCUGUCUCAAUAGAUGGGCUUGUCUUCAGAUUCAUAGGAAUUAACUACUGUAAGUGUUGGCAAACUAUGGAGCACUUAUUCCCAUGUGAAGUUGCUCUGCCAGUUUUUAUUUAUUCUAUGUGAUAUCUUUGAAAAUAUCCAUUGUGCAUUGUGUAUCUCUUGAAGUGACUUCCACCACCUGCUAAUAAAAUAAAUUCCCAAAUAUUUUUUUUCUAUUAAAAAACCGAAGAGGAAGAACCUUACUGCUUAAGAGGAUCUUCCUAUAUUUUAAGGAUCAUACACACUUGAGCCAUCGGGCUGAGAGAAAACAUUAGUUUUUUUGCCGAGGAUAUGUAUUUCAGCCAACAGCAACUGACUCCUCACUUCUACUGGCUAAUUCCAACUGUUGACAGUGUCAUCAUCCAGAUAUUGGCCACAGAACCCACUCCACCAGUGUGAACAAAACUCCAAUUACCAACAAUCUGUGUUUGCACUAUUUUAUAAAAAUUGGUGGAUUAGAAAAAUGUUGCAAAUAUUUUGAAAGAAUUCCUGAAGAAUGUUGAAUGUGUUCUCUUUCAUAGUAAUAAACAACUAUAGGCAGAUUUUUCACCAGUUCAGAUUAGGCCUAUGUAAUAAACACAUCAGAGAUCUCUACCUUUCAAACAAAGUUUGAUUCACUAAUCAAGUAUCGCAGGUUUCUAUUCCAAAUCUCAGAAGCCACCAGGAAAAGGAAAGACCAGUUUCCGACCCAUAAGAAAUUUCUUAACCCAACAGUCAUAGUUAAGUUGUGAAGCUCUCAUGUCUGACAAUGCAAGUUUAGUUGUCUGUCUCGUACAAUUCCACAAGUAGAUACUGGUUUGAAUAAUAGUCCUAAUGAAGACACAGAAUAUCGAACAAAUACAAGUGGAAUUUCUUUCCCAUUUUGAUCAACUUUAUGGGCAUUGGCUUGCACCAUUAUAUUUUUCAAACUGAAACAACUUCAUUGGUGCCGCUUGAUUCUCAAUGUAUUGAUCCUUGAUUAGGUAGUCUUACACAGUAAUGCAUGAUCAGCACCUGAGAUAAUGUCUUGUAAAGAUUACAGAAUCCUGGUGAAUUAGGAAUUUCCAUUUCUAUAUUUUCUUUUCCCUUAUUCAAAUCAUGCCCCUUGCACUUGGUCACCCUAUGGUACUCAAGGCUAGUUUAUUAAUUACAUGUCAAUAUAUUUGACCCUGUUUAAGUCAGACCAGCACCUGCAAGCCAAAAUAGGACUUCAGUCACAAUAACCAUUUGAUGUACUGACUUAUAUGGUGGCAUGGCUUAGAAUUUCAUAGUGGACUAGCUUGUGUAUUGUUACAACAACCCUCUCCUUGAUGGUAUAUCUGUGAGAAAUACUUGAGCAAAUGUUUGCGCAAGGGUAUCAGGUGCUGUAAGGAAUGUACUAUUUGUUCUGCAUGUUUUAUCUCCAUAUCUGGAGGAAUUUGAUAGUUGUUGUCUAUGCAACUAAUAGCUCAAUAUAAUUGUCACAAGCAUGCCCAGCGCACUUGGUUUUUUUAUGGAGACAAGAAUCGUACAACUUAUAUUUGCCUGUGUACUGACUUCUAUUGUUAUUAAGAGUCUAGGUCCUUAUGCAAAGGAAUUCUUCGGGGUGGUAGGAUGGUGCUUUCUCAGGGUGCAAUAAGCCUUUGUGCAGGUUACAUAGGAACUGCUUCCUUUCUGUGCCGAUGGAUUCCUCUCACAUGUGCUGUGGUGGGGUUUGCUUGGCAAUGGCAGAACUCAUGCCACCUUGCCACAUCUAGGAAUAAGCAAUUACCCGGGUAAACAUCUACACUGAGGUGACUUUUGUUUCCUCCCAAGUUCUCUGCACACUGGACACAGGAUAAACCAGAGUUGCAUUAAGUAGCUGCACUGAGUGACGACAAAGUACUGCUGAAACAAUUUAUGAGCUUAUCUGUAAAUAUUAUUGUGGUUGAUUUAAGUUAUUCAAAAUACCAAAAUUCUCCUUGAAAUUUAAUAUGUUCUGAGGUGCGUUUAGGAAACGGAGGUGAUCAUAAGAAUGAGUGGUAUCAAAAUAAGAAUUAAUCUGCAUGAAUGUUUCAAAACUUGUAUUGGUGAUACAGCUGGGUGUGGCAGGAAGGAACCUUAGACAUGUUUGUGAUUAUUAUUCUGAUUGUUCCUCUUUGAAGGAGCAGAGCUGUAUAUUCCUUUUAAAUAUGAAUCCUGUAGGUUUACACAUUUACUUACUGCAUCUUGGCCUCAAAUGUAGAUAACUUUACAUGGUUACUGAUAAAAGUGGUGCCUUGGCUAUAGUUAAUUUUGGUUUUGCCUUUAAAAGAUAUGCGGAGGCAUUCUUUUUCCAACUGAUUGAAAGUUUUGGCAACUUCAAAGUGUUAUUUUACUUCAUUCAUUUAUUUCACAAAAGUGCAUUUUAUUUAAACGCUGCUUGUUCCAGUCCUGAGCAUGUCUAAUUUAGUCAAAGUUGCUGGUCAGCUGAUUAUGAAUCUUUGAUGCCCUCCAGAAAGGAUGUCAUAGGCAUUCCCAUUACCCUGAAUAUUAUUUGAGAUUCAGUAUCUUCACAGUGUUGCGAAUGUUACUUUCACAUUUUAAAAUCAUGGUUCAGGAAAUUGAUCUAUGGCACUAGUUACGUCUCCAAGGAGAUUAAUGUUAAUCCACAGCACCUUGAUGGUCUAAAAUUUAGGCUUGCAACAAUUGAGAGCAGAUUUUUGAAAAGUGUACCAAGUGACCUUGAAACUCAUCAGCACUGUUGGGGUGGGUGCAGAGGAGGGGGAGGAGGAGUUGGAACUCUGAACUAUAACUUUCACUUUCCCUAGGCACAUAUCUACCUGGUGCAUGUCGCAUCCUGAACUAAAAAUCAUUUAUUGCAGAUUUUGUAUAAGUAUUGGGGUGAUUACAAUGUAAAUUCAUUAUUCAUGAUCGGAUGAUACAGUAAUGCAAACUGCCCAAGAAGUCAUAGCUCCGUCAUCCUAUAUCACAGCACUGUAAUGCAUAAUAUUAAUAAAAUAUGUCAUCAAUUUUGUUAGUGGCUGUUAAGAUACCUAAUUGUUAACUAGAUCUAAUUGAAAAGAAAAUUAAUCAGCAACUAAAUAACACGAGGCAUGAGCAAACAUAUACUUCUAAUAUUUGCCCUGGGGUAACAUUUGUAGAUUGAUAUUCAUUCACUCUUGUUAUUCAGGGACUAUUUUUAUAUGUUCACAUAUAUAUAUAGACAUAGAAAAUUAUUUGUCAAACCACUGUUUUAUUUUUCAUAAUGAGUAUAAACUGACCACUUUAAUUUGUAUUCAAGUUAGGUUGCUGGUUAAUGAUUGCUGGCUGGAAACUUUCACAAGGAUGCUGUGUGUUUUGUCGAUAACAGGGCUAGUCUCUUUCUGUUUUAGCAUGUCACAACUCCACUGGAAUUGCAAGGAUUAAAUGUGCAUUACUUGUCCUUAGCACUGUCAAUGGAACUGGAACUUAAAUGAAUGUGAGUGACAUGUGUCUGUUUCGUGAAGCUAAAUGAAAGUAGUUGUUCAGAAGGUUUGCAGUAAGAAAACAAAUCCUUGUGCAUUUGCAUCUUUUGACUGUAUAAUCUGAUGUAAGAAGUCGUUUAAAAUGACUCGAAUGCAGGCACACGAGGGCUAAAUAAGCCAGAGAUAAGACUGGUUGCUAGGAUUAUUUUGAAAAUGGCAAUAUAAAAUAGUGUUCCUUUUUCUCGAGAGAUCUUGUUUUUUUAAUAGAAUAUUUGUUUGCUUUGGAACGUAAUUUUAUCAAAUUUCUGAUUUGAAUUGUAAAUAAAGAAAUAUUCUAUCAAA
This is a messenger RNA of Amblyraja radiata (thorny skate), 9864 nucleotides long. It is a transcript of the gene diaph1, whose product is annotated as diaphanous related formin 1. The transcript has 29 exons. Lineage: Eukaryota; Metazoa; Chordata; Chondrichthyes; Rajiformes; Rajidae. Gene Ontology annotation, cellular component: actin filament. Gene Ontology annotation, biological process: actin cytoskeleton organization; actin filament polymerization. Gene Ontology annotation, molecular function: small GTPase binding; actin binding. The coding region runs from base 381 to 3941 and encodes 1186 amino acids. The record is from RefSeq and is a predicted model, not a curated record.